Molecule: messenger RNA, 330 nt
Organism: Entrophospora sp. SA101
Lineage: Eukaryota; Fungi; Glomeromycota; Glomeromycetes; Entrophosporales; Entrophosporaceae
Source: the annotation of a GenBank genome assembly
AUGCCGGUGUGUACAUCUUGUCAUCAAACUAAACCGGACGAAGCUUUUUUUCACAAGAACAAAAAAUGGAAAACAUGUCAACAUUCUUUAGAUACAAAACCUAAAAUCAAUCAAGGAUUUAAUCAUAAUGAAUAUCUUGAAUAUGUUAAUAAGCUGGAACAAUUUUCAAAAAGAGUUAGAAAUCAAUUGGAUCGUGGAAAUUAUGUUUGGCUGGAUACCGUCAAGAUUAUGACAGCUGGAAUCAUUGAAAUGGAAAAUGAUAUAGAAGAAUUAGAGAGACGAAGAGCCAAUGAAAGAGCUAGCAAGCCAUGGACAUUACAUUAUAAAUAG